Messenger RNA from Salarias fasciatus (jewelled blenny), 7010 nucleotides. RefSeq names its product PDZ domain containing 8 (gene pdzd8). Gene Ontology annotation, cellular component: mitochondria-associated endoplasmic reticulum membrane contact site. The transcript is spliced from 5 exons. Gene Ontology annotation, molecular function: lipid binding; protein binding. NCBI's taxonomy places the organism in Eukaryota, Metazoa, Chordata, Actinopteri, Blenniiformes, Blenniidae. The record is from RefSeq and is a predicted model, not a curated record. Bases 127 to 3819 code for a protein of 1230 amino acids. Gene Ontology annotation, biological process: mitochondrial calcium ion homeostasis.
GCUCAGGAAGGAGCAGAUAAAUGGCAGCCGCUCCGAGCGCGUCCAGGUGGAACCCGCUUUGUUACCGCGGACGGGCGGAAUGAGCCCCGCGUGAGUCCGGGACGCAGCGCCGACGGUCCGGCAGCCAUGAUCUACCUACUCGUCCUGUCCGCGCUGUCCGGGGCGCUGCUGACGCUCGUGCUGCAGUUCCUGCUGGUGUACCGGAGGGAGCCGGAGCCCGCAGGCAGGACGGAGCAGUACGUCAAAGUGCUUCCUGACGGCGCCCUCAAGGACUACUUCAGGAGCCCGCAGGGCCCCGGCGAGGCGGGCCAGCCGCAGCCCGACAGCCCGGGCCCCGCCGGCUGCGGGCCCGGCCGGCCGCUGGAGGCCGGGUCCGGGUCCGGCCCCGGCCCCGGCUCCGGGCGGCCGCUGGACGCGGCUGUCAGCGGCGGAAGCCCCAAACAGCAGCAGCAGCCCCCGCCGCCCCCUCCUGCCCCCAACGCCGAGCCCCCCGAGCCGGCCAAGCCGGAGACCUGCCAUUUCCUGAACGCGAUCUUCCUCUUCCUGUUCCGCGAGCUCCGGGACACCCCGCUGGUCCGGCACUGGCUCACCAAGAAGAUCAAGGUGGAGUUCGAGGAGCUGCUGCAGACCAAGACGGCGGGCCGCCUGCUGGAGGGGCUCAGCCUGCGGGACAUCUCCCUGGGGAACUCCCUGCCCGUCUUCAAGAGCGCCACCCUGCUCAAGCCCGUGCACGUGAACGAGGACGGCAUGCCCGAGGAGCUCAACUUCGAGGUGGACCUGGAGUACAACGGCGGCUUCCACCUGGCCAUCGACGUGGAGCUGGUGUUCGGCAAGUCCGCCUACCUGUUCGUCAAGAUGAGGCGCGUGGUGGGCCGGCUCAGGCUGCAGUUCACGCGCAUGCCCUUCUCCCAUUGGUCCUUCUCCUUCCUGGAGGACCCGCUGGUGGACUUCGAGGUCAAGUCCCAGUUCGAGGGGAGGCCGCUGCCACAGCUCACCUCCAUCAUCGUCAACCAGCUGAAGAGGGUCAUCAAGAAGAAACACACCCUGCCCAACUACAAGAUCAGGUACAAGCCCUUCUUCCCGUUCCAGGUCCAGCCGCCGCUGGGCUCGUUCUGCGACCUGGACCUGUCGCUGCAGGACAGCCGGCUGGUGGAGGGACGGCUCCGAGUGUCCCUCAUGGAGUGCAGCAGGUUGUUCAUCCUGGGCUCCUACGACCGGGAGACGUACGUCCACUGCACGCUGGAGCUGAGCAGCCAGCAGUGGAAGGAGAAGACCCGCAGCUCCAUCAAACAGACGGAGGUCAUCAAGGGGGCGUGCGGUAGCGUGGGCAUGACGUUCAGACACGUUCCCGCCAGCGAGGGCGACGCCGUGCACGUCAGCAUCGAGACCGUCACGCCCAACUCCCCUGCGGCCAUGGCAGACCUGCAGAGGGGCGACCGGCUCAUCGCCAUCGGAGGGGUCAAGGUGACGUCCUCAGUUCAAGUGCCCAAGCUGUUGAAGCAGGCUGGAGACAGGGUGGUGGUCCUGUACGAGAGGCCAGUCCGUCACCAGACCCCCUCUUCAGGAAACCUGCCCACUCUGCAGGAAGGGUUCGGGCAGCUGGAGGAAACAGGUUUUAUUUCCCAACCAGGGGGCUAUGAGGAAGACCCGGCCCCCAUCACUACCCUCUCUGACAUAUCUGACAGCAAAGACAUGGACUCCGAGUUCGAAGAGUUGAUUGUGGACUCUAAAUCUGGCCAGACUGGUGGCUGUAACACCAGUACCACAAAUCCCAGUGACACCAAGGAGGAUUUCCUACUCUCAGUAAACCAAAGCCCCAAAAGGACUGUGGCCACCUUGGCCUCGAAGCCUCUCGGUUCCAUAUCACCCAUCCUCAACCGUAAGUUAAACCUAGUGGGUCUCCAGUCACCGUUAAAGCCCCAGCCCAAAGAAUCUCCAAAGCCCUCUCCACAUAAGACCAGUAGUGAUUCAGGGGAGGGUCUUCAGCGCCCCACAGUCCCACCCCCGCCUCCACCCGCUCGGCCCCCAGUCCCACCAAGACCUCAGAUCAGGCUCACAUCAGCGUCGUCAGAAACCAGUCUGUUGGAAGGAGUUGAUUCCGUUUCGGCUUCUCAUGCGACGGUUCCUCCUACCGUGACGGCGGGCAGCACUUCUGAAAAGUCCCCUGAAAAAGCUCCUCUCGCUGGAUCCGGUGACGACAAAGCCGGCCCUGAGAAGGUGUGUGUGAAAGCGGCUGAUGUGAAGCAGCCUGCGAAGGCGGCAGAGUCCAGUGACGAGAUGCUCAAUCCUUCCACCGUGACCAGCAGCAGCAAGGCCGAUCAGGCCAAAGACAAAGCCUCAGAGAGCUCCUGUAGUACUCGGGACAGUCUGGAAGACCACUCCCUUUGGGAAUCGCCUGAGACCAAGUUUCGUAAUCAGACGGCACGCUGGUCCAAAGCCUCGGUGGUGUUUGAAGUUGAAAGCAACCAUAAGUACCUUAAUGUGGCCCUGUGGUGCAAAGAUCCCUUUAAGCUGGGCAGCUUGUUGUGCCUGGGCCACGUCAGCCUGCAGCUGGAGCACGUGGCCCUGGAAUGUAUGGCUACAUCCUCAGCAGAGUACCAGAGCACCUUCAGGCUGGGGCCUCCGGAACCGCGAGCUAACGUCAGCCGCACCGCACUGCGCAGUCUCAGCACCCACAAGGGCUUCAACGAGAAGCUCUGCUACGGAGACGUUACGCUGAACUUCUGCUACUUGGCGGAGGGCGAGGUGGAGUAUCCAGGGGGGCCGGCGGAGAGGGAGCGCGAGGGGAGCCUCCAUGAUGAGGAGAUAAGGGAAAGGGAGAAGGAACUCGUCCCUUCGGCACCCCGCGACGACUUGGCCUACAGCACCAUGCAGCUCGUCGAAGUGCGGCACAACUUCCAAGACACGCAAUUCCAGAACCCCACCUGGUGCGAGUACUGCAAGAAGAAGGUUUGGACUAAGGCGGCCUCGCAGUGCAUGAUCUGCGCCUACGUUUGCCAUAAGAAGUGCCAGGACAAGUGCCUCGCUGAAAACCCUUUCUGUGUGGCGGCGGCCGAACGUCGUGGGGCCGACCCCGAGGCCAAGUCCACCAUCAACCGCGCCACCACGGGCCUGACGCGCCACAUCAUCAACACCAGCUCCCGCCUGCUCAACCUCCGCCAGGUGCCCAAGACCCGGCUGGUGGAGCAGGUGGCGGACGCGGUGCCCGGGGCGGUGGAGCCGUCGCCCAAGCAGACCCCCAACACGUCCGACAACGAGAGCAGCGACACCGAGACCUACACCAGCGGCGCCAGCCCCUCCAAGCAGCCCGCCGGCGCCGCCGCCGGCAGCAGCAAGCUGGUGCGCAAGGAGGGCGGCCUGGACGACAGCGUGUUCAUCGCAGUCAAGGAGAUCGGCCGGGACCUGUACCGGGGGCUCCCCACAGACGAGCGCUCGCAGAAGCUGGAGCUGAUGCUGGACAAGCUGCAGCAGGAGAUCGACCAGGAGCUGGAGCAUAACAACGCCCUGCUGCUGGAGGAGAGGGAGGCCGCGGACCACCGGCGCAAGGCCCUCAUCAGCACCGCCCUGUCCAAGUCCGGAGAGCGCCUCCAGGCCCUGACCCUGCUCAUGAUCCACUACCGGGCCGGCAUCGAGGACCUGGAGUCGGUGGAGAGCACGUCUCCGUCAGAGCAGCACGGCUUCAAGGGCAAGGCGGAGGGCCUGGAGGAGGAGGGGCUGAUGGGUCCGGAGGUGUACGACAGCGACAUGAGCAGUCCCGUGGAGGUCCAGCUGCUGGACGACAUCACCGAGGAGCAGAUCUGCGUGGAGGCGCUCCACUGAGUCAGACUGCUCAACAGGAGGAAGGACAACUUGUGCUUCGAGCUUGUGCCUGCCAGCAGCAUUUCGUCCGUGUUGUGAUCAGAUUUUUCAGCAGGACGUCUGAAAUGUGAGGGAUGUAAGGGAACGCCGCUUCAUUCGCACGUCGAUAUUGUUUGGACCUGGAAAUGAGGGUUGGCCUGAGGGAGUCUCUUCCCGCCGGGGAUCAUGGUGAACAUCUUUACUUUUUUUUAUUUGCACAGUGUGACGUUGUUUCUGUGCUCCACAGGUUUUUCAAAGGGAAGCUGGAAAGCUGCUCCGCUCUUCUGCCCUCGGUCGUGCUGCACGUUUGUCCAUUGGUUUUAUUUUGUGGCUUCAAAAUGUCACUGUGAGCAUUUAAUUUAGUCUGCUUUCCUUUCUGUAACUGCAUUGACAUGAGGACUCCAGAAAUUGUGGACGUUUGUUUGGUUUAAUAGUCUGAAACAGGAAAAUAACAAACUGAGUUUCACAAAACGGUCAACAACAACAAAUACCGUUCAGGAAGUUGAGUAGAUGGAAAAUGUUGAACUCUUGUUUUAAAAUCACACUUCAGGCUUGUCACAAUCUGGUUUAUUUGUAGUGAGGACCCAAGAAAGCAAUUCCUUUCAAUGCUAACGAGACUAAAUCAAUGUGUAAAUACCACUUUUCACCACAAGAUGGUGUAGUGAGUCACUUUACCUCCAUCAUGUGUUCAUUUGAAGAGAAGAAGCUGCAAAUUCUGACCGAGAAAUUUGAUGAUAGCUGAAACGCCCUGCGCAGAAAGGGCCUUCCACUAAUCUUUACUUUGUCUAUCUGUUGGUUUCAGGUCAAGUCAAAGAACAUUUAUGCAAUUUUUUACAAAGGCCGCAAUGAAUGUACCUGAAAUCCGAUCACAAAAAGCUGAUUUACAGAUUCUACUGUGGACUUCAGCUCUUAAGUAUCCUCUGUAUAUUUGUAAUACUGUUACAAAUAUCUGGAAAUAUAGGACAUACCUGUGUUUGUCUCACUGCUUUGUGUUUACACUCGUUGGAAAUGGUGUCAUUUCCAUUUUAAAUGUGAUUAAAGUGACUUGAAGUCAAACUAAAAUGUAAACAAACCUGACGCAUGAUUUUAAAACUGGUUUGUGGAGGAGUUUCCUCUCGCUGGUCUCUGAUUGAACCCGAGCUGCACUGGAAGCUCCUCCAGAGCCCUGCGCUGCGGGACUCGAACAUAUCUCAUUCAGAGCACUUUGGACCGUCGUGUUGUAGAAACGACCGUCAGUAACUGUCCAUAGAUAACGCGUCUCUUUUUGGUUGGUUACUUUGUGUUUGAUUUGUUUUUGGGUGCUUUCAUUUUCUUGAAUCUGUCCGUCUUUCUGCUGCUCGGUCUCGUUUUGUUGGGAGUUGAGGCCUCUCAGACUGAAGUCACGUUCUACUGCCUCGCUGCUUUUCGGUUUGAGGUGGAUUAACGAAGCCGUGCGGGACUGUUCAGACGCACUGCUCCGCUCUGGAAAGGACCAGAACUAAAAACCUGGCAUGACUUUCCUCCUCCGAGAGUCCCAGCUUUAUGAGAUCAGGUGUUUUCAGCCCGAGGAGCCCUCUGGAUGUUUCCUCUCCAGGUCAUUUCAGAUGAGAAAUGAGCCUCUGAUCAGUUCUGCACGGAACAAACCGGAAUGAAGAUGAGCUGAACUUCCUGUUCAGCCAGCGGCAGUAAAACGUGACCUCUGAGGAAGAUGGUCUGAGUGUUUCCUGGACUCUGGUUUCUGUCUGUGUGUUUUAAUGCCCGUGUACGUUCCUCUUCUGUGCUUUGUGUGUUGAGCUGUUUGCCUCCACUCUCUCUUCUACAUCCUGACACUGAUUCUGUUAUCAGAGGGGGAAAUCUCCCACAACCUUUCUUCUGUCGUGAACAUCGGUGGUUGCUUCGCCGGUCGGAGACGUCCUGGAUGUUUCCUCAGGUCAUGAUUAAAGACGACCCUCAGUCUAGUCCCAGUCCCAUACAACCUGCAGGCUGGAUUGACAGAAGGUCCAGCCUCUUUUCACCUGAUUCGGCUCAUAUCCAGAUAGAACCAAUCAGAAAAACCUCCACCUAUGUUCAGAGAAACGUCACGGCACGACUUCAUUCAAUCGCAUCUCUUGACCCGGUGUUGAAUGUGACGGUGACGUCCGGACUCGGUUUUAUCGUUGACUCGCUCCCGCUGCAGAUCAGCACCUCUCAACCUGUGAGACCCUUCAAAACAAUCAGAAACCGUCUUAGAAAUGGACGAGUGGGAAACAUUUUCACCUCCACAGAUCAUUUUCACUGGAGUACAGAGGUCAGGCCAUGUGUUACAUACAUCACAUUACUUCCCAGCAGAUGUUCUGCUGUUCAUCUGGAGGAAACCCAGAUUAGGAUUAUUCUGCUUCUGGAUGUUACUGCGAGUUUGGCUUCACGUGAAUGUUUUGACCAUUCAGACACUCAUCCUCCAGAAGAGUUUUACCAAGUUUAGAAGCCCCUGACCUGUUUACGAAUGAGCUCUGUGGGUUUCAGACUGCACUUUACAAUUCUAGAUUCAAACACAUUUCACACGCUCAGACUAAUCAAUUGCUUGCUGCAGUCUCACAGAACUGAAGUCGAUAAGAAAUGAGCACGUGCACAGUUCCGCCUUCAGCCCGCAGCGUUAAAAACAGAAGAAUCCUCGCGCAGCGUUCUCUCUGCAUGUUGAGUCCACAGCAGGCCUGCAGUCCAGGAAGCAGAGACUCAUUUCCUGUCCCUUCUGCUGUAGAUAUCGGCUCACUGGCUGCUCCACUGCUCAAUCUCCCUCCAUCUCUGUACGGCCAGAGUCUUUGUGCAAUAUUUUUGAAGGAGCCUAAGCUGAUAAUCAGGAAUGAAUCCCCUUGAUUUGCCAUGUUGUCUGUCUGGGGGUGUAACCCUGGGGGGGUGUGGGACCACUGAGACCCUCGGAGGAGGACCUCCUUCAUCCGUAACGCCACUGCUGCUGCUGUAACGUGCGCUCACACACAUCUCAUCUUGACCCUGACAAAGGGCUCGUCCAGCAUGACGGCCCGUCACGGCUUCCUGCGGCUCAACGCCCGCUGCUUUCUUUCUUUAGGUUUUGUUUUUUUUGUUGUUGCUGUUUUUUGGGUGUGUGUGUAUAUGAGGGAUGUUCUACUUUAGUUUUCAAGAAAGUCUCAUGUGAUGAAGCUUUAUUGUAAAUAAGCUGAAUAAACAAGGUGAAAUGA